Felis catus (domestic cat) is the source of this 3749-nucleotide messenger RNA. Its product is annotated as zinc finger protein 782. Gene Ontology annotation, molecular function: DNA-binding transcription repressor activity, RNA polymerase II-specific. The coding region runs from base 130 to 2292 and encodes 720 amino acids. Gene Ontology annotation, biological process: negative regulation of transcription by RNA polymerase II. The transcript is spliced from 5 exons. NCBI's taxonomy places the organism in Eukaryota, Metazoa, Chordata, Mammalia, Carnivora, Felidae. The record is from RefSeq and is a predicted model, not a curated record.
GCGUGGCACUCUGGGAAGAGAAUUCGGGCCUCCUUCUACGCUAGCGUAGUCGUAGCCCCGCCUCCUCAUUCGUCUCGGAUCUGCUGGCCAGCCGUUUGGGAGCCCACAGGUUUGCUCCGAAAGUAAAGGAUGCGCACCUGGGCUGGACCACAGUUCUCUGCACUCUCCCAAGAGCCACAGAAAAUGAACACACCUCAGGCAUCAGUGUCAUUCAAGGACAUAACUGUGGAGUUCACCCAGGAGGAGUGGCGGCAAAUGGACUCUGCUCAGAGGACCCUGUACAGAGAUGUGAUGCUGGAGAACUACAGCCACCUGGUCUCAGUGGGGUACUGCUUUACAAAACCAGAACUGAUCUUCACAUUGGAGCAAGGAGAAGAUCCAUGGUUAUUUAAGAAAGAAUUUCUAAGAAAAGGCUCCCCAGAAGAAUACCAACCUAAUCAACUCUCAGAGAAGAGCCUAGAAAACCAAGGCAAAUAUUUGUGGCAAGUUUUAUUCACCAACAGAUCAUUGACUACAGAGGAAGAGUUUUCAGGAAAACCAUGUAAUCUGGACAUAAACAAUUUAACUCCAAGAACAAUGCCCUAUAAAUUUGACAGUACAGGACCUGCUUACCUACAUCUCAGCUCAGUGGCUCCACAUUGUCAGUAUUCAAGAAAGAAGGCUCAUGAGCUUAAUGUAUGUGAGAAAUGGCUCCUCAGUAUUAAAGAGGGAAGAACUAAUACUGGAGAGAAGUCUUUUGUUUGUAGUAAAAACGUGAAAGCCUUUAGUCAUAAAGAGAAGGUUACUCAGUAUCAGACAAUUCAGACUUUGCAGCAAGCUUCUGAAUACAAUGAAUGUGGAAAAGCUUUCCUUGAAAAGACUGUCCUCAUUACAUCUAAGAGUACCCACCCAAAAGUGAAAUCUUGUAAAUUUAAUAAAUUUGGGGGAAAACAAUGUGAUAAGUCAACUUAUAUGGUCUCUCAUAGCAAUAAUCCAGAGGAGAAGAGUCAUUAUGAGCUUAAUGAAUAUGAAUGUACUGAAAACAGAAAUAAUUUCAGUAGGGUCACUCAGAAAACUGACACAGAAGGGAAAUCUUUCAACCAAAAAUCACAAAUUAGAGAACAUCAGAAAAUUCACAUAGGAGUGAAACCCUUUGAAUAUGGAAAGAAUUUCAACCGUAAUUCAGCCCUCCCAGUGCAUCAGAGAACUCACACAGCAGACAGAUCUGAUUAUGACACAUGUACAGAGACGUUAGUUUGUCAGUCAGCUUUCAACAUACAUCAGAGAACUCCCAUAACAGAGAAACCAUAUGAAUGUAAUGAAUGUGGAAAAUCCUGCUCUAUGAAUUCAUUUUUGAUUCAGUCUCUAGCAAGUCACACAGGGGAGAAACCCUAUGAAUGUCACACAUGUGGGAAAGCUUUCAGUGAGAAGUCACGCCUAAGAAAACAUCAGAGAACUCACACAGGAGAGAAACCAUAUAAAUGUGAUGGUUGUGAGAAGGCUUUCAGUGCAAAGUCAGGCCUAAGAAUACAUCAGAGAACUCACACAGGGGAGAAACCUUAUGAAUGUAAUGAAUGUGGGAAAUCUUUCAACUAUAAGUCAAUCCUCAUAGUACAUCAGAGAACUCACACAGGGGAGAAACCUUUUGAAUGUAAUGAAUGUGGAAAAUCUUUCAGCCACAUGUCAGGCCUAAGGAAUCAUCGGAGAACUCACACAGGGGAAAGACCUUAUAAAUGUGAUGAAUGUGGGAAGGCUUUCAAACUGAAGUCAGGUCUAAGAAAACAUCACAGAACUCACACAGGAGAGAAGCCCUAUAAAUGCAAUCAAUGUGGGAAAGCUUUUGGUCAAAAAUCACAACUCAGAGGACAUCAUAGAAUUCACACAGGGGAGAAACCCUACAAAUGUAAUCAUUGUGGGGAAGCUUUCAGCCAGAAAUCAAACCUCAGAGUGCAUCACAGAACUCACACUGGGGAGAAACCCUAUAAAUGUGAUGAGUGUGGAAAAACUUUCAGGCAGAAAUCAAAUCUCAGAGGACAUCAGAGAACUCACACAGGGGAGAAACCCUAUGAAUGUAAUGAGUGUGGAAAAGCUUUCAGUGAGAAAUCGGUCCUAAGAAAACAUCAGAGAACUCACACAGGGGAAAAACCCUAUAAUUGUAAUCACUGUGGAGAAGCUUUCAGCCAGAAGUCAAACCUCAGAGUCCAUCAGAGAACUCACACAGGGGAGAAACCCUAUAAAUGUGAUAAAUGUGGGAAAACUUUCAGCCAGAAAUCAAGCCUUAGAGAACAUCAGAAAGCCCACACAGGGAGUUAAACAUAUGAAUGUUAAGAAUAUGGAAAAACUUUGAGCCAGAAAUCAAAUCUCACAAUACAAAAGAGAAAGAAUCCCUAUGAAUACAAUCAACACUUGCAAGUUCCUCUGUAAGAUACCAACCUUCACAAACAUCAGAGAACUUAACAGGACAGAAAUUCUUGGAAUAUAUUUUCUGUGGGCAGUCUUUCACCCAGAGUGCAGUCCUCAUUAUGGAUCAGAGAACUCAGCCAGAAAAGAAAAUGUAAAGAUAAUGAAUGUGAAAAAUACUCUGUACUCAAUCCUCAGAAAAAUCACACUGCAGAAAAGCUCUGGGAAUGUAUAAAUAUGUGAAAGCUUUGUAUCAGUAAUCAAAACUUCCUCAUCAUCAGAGAAAUGAUUCAGUGGGAAACCUGAGAAUGUAAUAAGUGUUGGAUAACCUUUAGCCAAAAGUCAGCUUUCUUAGUACAACAGAAAAUAUAUAGAGACUAGAGAUCUAAUCAAUAAAAACAAAAAAUGAGGCAAUGGAUGUGAGAAUCCUAUUAUAAAUCAACCCUCAAUUUGACUUACACAGAAGUAAUCCCCGUAUGCCGUAAUGACUAGUAAUUGUUCACAAAAACAAAAACAAAACAAACAAACAAAAAAACACCAUUUCCUCUCUCCCUCAUGCCACACCUCGUCUAAAUUUCUCAACUAGUGCCACCCAAAUGGGGUCAUGUUAGUAACCUCUGGCUAGUGGAAUAUGGGGAUCAUUGACAAGCCUCGUUGAAAACAUCCCUCAAAUUCCCAAUGUUUUCUCCUGUCCCUUAUCAUAAUGGAGUGGAGAUUGCCCUCAAUGAAACCAUGGGGGUCAUAUGCUGAAAAUGGGAGAGUACAAGAUGGAAGGAAACAGAAAAAGAGUGACUGGAAUAGAGUUUUCUCCUCCAUGUACACAGACUUUUUGCGGCAAGGAAAUAAACUUGUUCUCUGCUGAGUUACAGAUUUGGGUAUACUUAAUACUGACAUAUACUCACCAACCCUCAGUAAAGCCUAUGAAUAUGAUUUCUGUGGAUAUCUGAACUCAACAUAUAUCAGAAACCUGACACAGGAGAAACCCCUGACAACAUCCUGAAUGACCAUAGUUUAUAUCCACAACUCUUCAUCAGUCAGGUAAAUAUCAGUGGAAGAAAUCCAACAUUUGAAUAUACAUAGGAAAUCCUUUACCAAAAAAAAAAAAUGGUUUCUCAUUAAAUAUCUGAUAAUUGAAUUGUAAAUGUAUGAAAGUUUUCAACAAGUCAUCAAACUUUAAUCUCUCUCAGAAUGUGUUACAAGGAAAAUCUAUCAAUUUGAGAAAGGUAAGUAAUGGUGUUUACUUAGACGUUCUAUGAGACUGUUUUUUCAUAUCUAUUAUUAAGACAGUUACUGAAACAUAACAGUGUUGAUACAACAUUCACUAGAAUAAUAAGCUUUAAAAGAAUAAGAAAUAAAUUGCAUAAACUGAA